AUGCAAUCACAACAACUACUAUAUCUAGACGAGAUGGAUUCUCGUGUACCUGAACCAGGUGCUUUUGUACGUCCUCAGGAAGGAGGAUCAAUUGAAAAUGAAACCUUCUUUCAGACCGAGUUGUGCUGUUCAACUCUCGGCAACGCUGAAAAGCCUAAUGUACAGCCAGUAACUACUAUAGAAGCAACACCAGCGUUGUUGUUUACCCCAUUGGAAGGGGUCUGCGCAUCUCAACAACAACAACAACAAACUCAACAGUGGCGAAAAUCAAAACGUGGAUGUGAGGAGACAUCACAACCCGCUGGAUACACUACAAAUACAAUAAUAAAUACAAAUACAAUUACUACUACAAAUACUACUACUACUACUACUACUACUACUAAUACUGUUCUUGCUGGAAAAACAGGGCGAUGCAGAAGUAGACAAACAAUAUCCUCAAGUGUUGCUGGUGGAGCAGCGGCGGUUUCUGAUUUCUGCAGUGAUAUGGGUUGGGGUGCCCCUGGCGACUCCCCCGUCUCUUCCGUGGAGUGCAACACAGAAGAUGACGGUGAAGACUUCGAGGAUGAACUUUCAAAUGCGAAGAAACGGGCGAGUGAAGGUGUGCGGGCACAACAUCUCUACUCUGCAGAUCUCGGCUCGCGAUUCUGCCACAGCUCUGCCAUGUCUCGGUUUACGCGUGCCUGUUUUGCCUCUGCCGCUUCUAUUUUUUCUGCACCUCAACCUCUCAGGAGUGUGGGAUUGAGAGAUAAUGAGGAAAAAGAAAAAGAGGAUGAGAAGAAGUAUAGGGAUAUAUAUUCACAGGCGAGUGUACCACCACUACCACCAUCAUCUUCCUCUUCCUCUUCCUCCUCUUUAACUGUGGCCCGUCGUGAUGGAAAUACGGCGUUGAAUUUUACCAGUAAUGAUGUGAGCAUUGUGCGAGCCUUUGCCAUGUCUCUUCUAGAGGAGGAGGAAAAGAAGAAAAAGAAAAGCAGACGAAAUCGAAAAGAAGAGUUAGAGAGGGAGGAAGAAGAGGGAAUGGAUGAUUGUUUAUCGUAUAUGUGA
Molecule: messenger RNA, 1044 nt
Organism: Trypanosoma theileri
Lineage: Eukaryota; Euglenozoa; Kinetoplastea; Trypanosomatida; Trypanosomatidae
Exons: 1
Coding region: 1-1044 (347 amino acids)
Source: RefSeq, a predicted model, not a curated record